AUGGCUCCAAUGACCACAAUGGCUUUUCCUGACUACGGACUUCGUUCCGACGACAUAAAGUAUUUCAAAAUGGAUACCAUCAUCAAGGGCCGUGGACCUGACCGUCUCAAAUAUCUCGACUUGGAAGGCAGAUGGGUUUUGAGUGGUAAGAGCAUUCCAUUUAUCAACAGCGCUUUCAAUCAUUUACAAACAUUGAACUCAGCCCGCGUUCCAUUUAGAGAAAUCAUUGACCAACCAUUGAACGCGAUUGGAAUGGUAGGAUGGACUCCUUCAUCUGAACCUGUAAAAGUUGAAAAGAAGACUGCACCACCCAAAUUUGUUGCUCCUCCACCAGUCAUUAUUGAUGAAGAGGUACCUCAAAGUCCUCGAGAAAUCAUGCCACAUCGCUCGGCUGGAUAUGGACCUGCUCACCAAAAAAGAAAACUGUCUAUCCCCGACCGUUCUCGCAGUGUUUCUCCAGUCAGCCCUGCUCGUGGAGGCGAAUCACCCAUUCCCGUCUUUGAUAAAUACGCCAAGUUUGAACGAAACCGCAAAGAAUCCAUUACACGUUAUGGUACCCGAUGGGGCACAGCUGCAGACUAUGGCUAUUCUUCAGCUUCUCCAUCCCCAACGCCAGGUGAUCGUCCACCACAUCGUACCCAGCCUCUGUCUCCCCGAAGUGUGUCGCAAAACGGAUACGACACCCUCUACGAGCCACCUUUUGAUCUCGGAGAUCGUUCUUACAAGGAUGAGCUGAGCAUCAGAACAAAGACAGAGAAUAAACUGGAUAUGCCAUAUCGCACCCAUGGUUAUGGAGAUUAUCACUCCAGAAGAAAAUACGACAUCAGUCCUCGUUCAACUGGAUCCACUGGAGACUACAGCGGAUCAGAACAAUCAUCUCCAGUUCCUGCAGAACGUUCGGCUGAUGAGAUAAUGCUCUUAGCUUAUCACUCUCGAGGAAACCUACCACGAAUGAACAAUUCGCGAGCAUAUUGA
Auanema sp. JU1783 is the source of this 975-nucleotide messenger RNA. The record is from the annotation of a GenBank genome assembly. Lineage: Eukaryota; Metazoa; Nematoda; Chromadorea; Rhabditida; Rhabditidae.